This is a messenger RNA of Pelobates fuscus (common spadefoot toad), 2953 nucleotides long. It is a transcript of the gene PTCD1, whose product is annotated as pentatricopeptide repeat domain 1. The record is from RefSeq and is a predicted model, not a curated record. Gene Ontology annotation, cellular component: mitochondrial matrix. The transcript has 9 exons. Gene Ontology annotation, biological process: tRNA 3'-end processing. Gene Ontology annotation, molecular function: protein binding; tRNA binding. Lineage: Eukaryota; Metazoa; Chordata; Amphibia; Anura; Pelobatidae. The coding region runs from base 850 to 2934 and encodes 694 amino acids.
UGACAAUGACAUGAGGAGGAGGUGAAGGUGAGAUUUACUUCUGUACUCUUGCGCAUGCGUGAGAGUGCAUCAUUGAAGUCUAUGGAGGCAAGAGUUUGAAAGUUAUCCCAUAACCUUCAAGUUUAUAGUCAGUGCCACUGCCAUAAAUACAUUGUAGCCAAUAAAGCUAUUUACCUACUGAUAUACUGGUUAGCAGAGAAUUCAGAACCAUUUUUUUUAUCACAGAACAAAAAAAAAACAUGCAAAUCAACAGUUAAAAUAGUAUCUUCAAAUGACAUGAUGUAUACAUUUUACAAAUAGUCGGAAUUAUAUACUUAACCAGGAUUGUCUGGAAUUUACCAGGGAAUUUUAAAUGUAAGGCUAAAAUGGAAAAACAAAAAUCUCUAGCUCUCCUAAUCUUCCACCUUUAAUAUUUUGGCCUAACAUUCGAAUUUUCAAGAUCAAUUCCCAAGCAUUCCCAGUGGAUUAAAUUCCCUGCUUGUUCAUUAUAUCUUGUUUUCUCUGUGUAUUGUCUAAAAAUAAUUUAUCUCUUGGGGCCUGCAUCCUACUGGAUCUUACCGCUCCCAUUAGCAAUAUCUGAUUUGCAAAACAAAAGCAUGCGGCUUAUUUACAAUAUACCCCAUUAUCUGAUUAGUGUGAUGAAUUAAUGGAAUUAUUUUUUUAUCUUUCAGAAGUACUCACUAAUGAGUAAUUAUAAGAAUGCAAAACUGGAUUUCUUCUCUAAACCAAGAAUUAUAAUCAGUUGAAAAUCACCAACUAUUUUUCCAAUUGUACUGGUUUAGCAAAACUUUGCAUUUCUAAGAUAUUUCAUUAACAUGUCCAGUCAGUAAUUGGAUUUUUGCUGCUAUCAUGCGACUCCUGCAGUUUGUCACUCGUUGCAUGUCACAUCAUUUCCAGGUCCCAAGAUGUGUCUGCCAGGCGGUUCUGUUGCAUAGAACGAUUUACCAAACACACAUAUGUGACGUUUCCACUAACUGGCAUGGGUCAUUUUUGUUCACAACCCAGCAUUAUUGCACUUCAACACAUACCCAGCACUCAGUGCCAAGAAGUAAGAGGAUUCAUACAUUUGAGUCUGAUAAUUCCACUAGUGAUGCACAGGAUAGUACAGAGGAUGAUUUUGGGACAUUAUCCCAAAGGUAUUCAUCCAGAGCUGUGUUCAAGAAAACCUCCCCAGAUCUGGAAAACCUGAGACAUGCAGAAGAUGAAAUAGAAGAGAAAGAAACAUUAACUCUAGAAAAAGUAUCAAGAAGGAACACUCCCUACUGGUACUUCCUACAGUGCAAAAGCAAAAUAAAAGAAGGCAAGUUAGCUGAGGCAUUGGAGCUGUUUGAAACAAAUAUGCUGCAGGAGGAGCAUCUGCAACCCGAGGAAAGUAACUACACUAUUCUGAUAGGAGGAUGCGGGAGAGCCGGAUACGUAAAGAAAGCCUUCAGCUUGUACUCUGAUAUGAAGAAGCGAGAUCUGAAGCCCACAGAUGCUACAUACACAGCUCUGUUUAAUGCAUGUGCUGAAUCUCCAUGGAAAGACUCAGGCCUGCAACAUGCUAUGAAACUACAUCAAGAACUGAAAAACAAGAACAUUGAGCUAAAUAUGAUCACAUAUCGGAGCUUGAUGAAAGUCUGUGCACUGUGUGGAGGCCUACAGAGCAGCUUGGAAAUAUUCAAGGAAAUGGUACAAAAGGGACACAUUGUUACUACAGAUACUUUCAACGUACUUCUAAUGGGCUGCAUCGAGGAUAAGACAGUGGGGUUCCGUUAUUCUCUGCAGGUUUGGCGACUGAUGUUGAGCCUAGGUUUAAAGCCCAACAUUAACACAUACAAUCUGCUCAUUCGUGCUAUCAAAGAGUGUGGAAUUGGAGACCCUAAAGUGGCAUAUGAUAUUUUGUUAAGCCCCAGUGAGCAUGCAUUGCCAAAGAAAAAAAGCAGGUUUGGAAAACACAAGCAAGCUAACAAAGUGCCUACAGUUGGAGUAAUAACUGAGCAAGAAGUGGAGAUGUUAAAGCAGCAACUAGUACUUGAAAGUACGGCCAGUGUCAAACAAUCUAAUCUUAGUGGAAUAGAUGUAAAAUCAGCUCAGAAACCAGCUAUGAUAAAAAGUAUUUCAUCCCAAGUAACUAAAGAGGUGGAGCCCUUUAACUCUGACACUGUGCUUAUUGAUGCUCAGCAGCAACCACCAAACCUCCUUAAUCAUGUUGUAGAGAAACAUAUGGUAGUUUCACUAGGGAAUGUCCUCGAACCCUCUGAUCGGCUUGCUUUGGUUGGCGACAUGGAAGGAAUCCUGCAGAAGAUGAAGGAGGAUCAAGUGAAACCUACGAUAAAAACUCUAACACUAUUGGCUGAUGUAACAAAACCUGGCAGCCAAUCAGAAUCUAGCCUGCUCAGCAUCAUGGACUUAUUAAAUAUUAAGGUGGAUGUGACGUUUUUCAACACUUUGGUGAAAAAAAGAAGUAAAAUUUUAAAUCUAGCAUCAGCAAAGGAAUUACUGCCUGUUUUGGUUCAAAAAGGAAUUGCACCUAACAUCCAGACAUUCUGUCACCUGGCUUCAGCUUGCCACAAGAGAGAAGAUGGUUUGCAGCUUCUUGAAGACAUGGUGAAUACUGGUGUAUUGCCCAACAAUUAUAUAUACAGCACCUUAAUUCAAGUGGCUUUGAAGCGCUUAGAUUAUGUCUACCUCACAGACAUCAUCCGGGACAUGAAAGUCAGAAACGUUGCCCCCAAUGAAGUGGUGAUUCGGCAGUUGGAGUUUGCAGCUCAGUACCCACCAAAGUUUGACAGAUAUCAGGGUAAGAAUGUAUUCCUGGAGAAGAUUGAUGGUUUCCGUGGCUAUUAUAAUCGCUGGUUAGGAUGGAUGGCAGCAGAAGAAACACCACAUCCGUGGGAAAAAUACAGGACCAAACGUAAGCUUAAGGAGCAUCUACCAUCCGACACUGAAUAAUAAAACUAUUUAUUGAUAA